AUGAACUCUCUAGCCGCGACCUUGUUCGUCGGUAUGUUGAGUGUCACACUGGCAUUCGAUGAAGAGUGCGUUGGUAAACGCAACGGAGCCACUUUUUCCGACGAGUAUAGCUGCAGUCGGUACCGCAUCUGUCUCGGUGGAUAUCUGUCGCAUGGCGAAUGUGCCACCGGGCUCUACUGGGAUAACUUCCGACGACUGUGCCUGCCAGCGGCGCUAGUCUCUUGCCAAGCCAAGCUCCCCACAACCGUUCAGACCACACCGUAUGAACCGACAACGAGUGAUGGAAUUAUACUCGAUGAAAAUCAUCCCGGUGUGCCUGACGAUUUUCAAACCGAAGAGUACCACUGUCCGACGGAGGGUGUCCUGACCAUACCGCACCGACGUAGCUGCUCGCAGUAUGUGCUGUGUUUCGAUGGUACCGCCGUUCUACAGCGAUGUGCUCCCGGACUGUAUUUCAAUGCGGCCCAGAGCCAGUGCACACUGCCCAGCUUGGCGAACUGCGAUUUGCAGGAACAUGUGUGCCCCGAGAAGGACGAUCCACUGAAGCUUGUGUUUGUUGCCGAUCGUUUCGACUGUUCCAAGUAUUACUAUUGCUACAACGGAAAGUUUCAUCCGCACAGUUGUGCCCCGGGAUUGCACUGGGAUCCAGUAAACAACUGGUGCACGACGAUCGCAGAAUCCAGAUGUCAAAACUUCACCCCCUACAAGGAGGUGAACGAACCGACGCUGGUCCCCAAGAAAGUUAGUUGCAUGGACGAUCAAGCUCGAUGGGUAAAGCAUCCAAAGAGUGAACGCCAUUACUAUCUCUGCUACAAGGGUAAAUCCAUGCUGAAGCGCUGUGACGAUGGUCUCAUUUGGGAUGCAAAAACACACUCCUGCAACUUUCUAAACUGA
Anopheles maculipalpis is the source of this 894-nucleotide messenger RNA. Its product is annotated as probable chitinase 10. Gene Ontology annotation, cellular component: extracellular region. The record is from RefSeq and is a predicted model, not a curated record. The transcript is spliced from 2 exons. NCBI's taxonomy places the organism in Eukaryota, Metazoa, Arthropoda, Insecta, Diptera, Culicidae. Gene Ontology annotation, molecular function: chitin binding. Bases 1 to 894 code for a protein of 297 amino acids.